Cylindrotheca closterium is the source of this 1542-nucleotide messenger RNA. Lineage: Eukaryota; Bacillariophyta; Bacillariophyceae; Bacillariales; Bacillariaceae. The record is from the annotation of a GenBank genome assembly.
AUGGAAGACAGCGAUCAAGACGACAUUUUUGCCAGCCCCAGCCGGAAGCGAGGUUCUGAUAAUGGAUCAUCACAGAGCAAUGGGAGUAGUAGCCAGAAGAAGAAGAAGGCCAAGAGAACAAACGAUGUGGUGGUGGUGAAGGAAGAAGAUAGUUUCCGAAGUUUGGCCAUGAACCUGCCAGUUGCUUCCUUCUCUACCACAACCGGAACCACCACCACCACCACCACCACUGGAAAGAAGAAGAAGCAACAACUGCAACAAACGGAAAGGACUUCGCCUACAGAAGAGAUUGACUUGAGCAGUUCUAGUGGUGGAUUCAGAAGCUUGGCCUCCAGUCUCCCAGUGGCUUCCUUCUCCACCAUGGGAGGAGGAAGUACCAAGAGUACUAAUGGAAUCAAGAAGGAAGAAGCGCCCUCCCCUGCACCAACCACCAAAACUGUAGAAAGCGCCCCCAACAGCACGGGAAAGAAAAAGAAGAAAAAGAAACAACUACCUCUUCCAAAUUCCACAGAAACUGGCAAGAAAUGGACCAAGGCGGUUGUCAAAUGCCGAGAACAUGAUCGUUAUGCCCCCUCUUUUGACUUUGCCGCCUGUAAGGAAAGAUGCAUUGAAGCUGGAGUUACAGCCGAGUGGAUCAAGGCAAAACCCUUUGGUAAAUGGUGCUCUGGGAAUCCACAAGUCAUUGCCAUUGAUUGUGAAAUGUGCGAAACCACCGAUCCAGAGUCCGGAUCAAGAAAUACCAAGGCCUUGUGCCGUUUGAGUGUCAUCAAUGCGGAACGACCAGAUGAAGUGAUUUUAGAUACUCUGGUAAAGCCAAGCUGGCCAGUGAGUGACUACCGAACGAAAAUCAAUGGGAUUUCCAAAGAGAAAUUGGAAGGUGUAGAGUUCACUCUCGGUCAUGCACAGUCGUUCAUGAUGUCUCUUUGUAGCGACGAGACUGUGAUUAUUGGACAUGCCGUCCAUAACGAUCUGGUGACGUUGCAUAUGGAACACCACUGUGUUGUCGAUUCCUCCCUUCUAUUCCGCGCCAAGGACUCGCCGACUUCCAGUGCCAGUCUCAAAGACUUGGUAUCAGGCAUUUUCAAAGAAAAGAUGCCGGCCAUACAUGACAGUGUGAAUGAUGCCAGAAAAGCGCUUGAUUGUGCACUUCACUGGGUCAAGAAUGAUGGAAAGGUUGCCGAUAUUCAGCGGAGCACCAACAAUGCAAGGGCUGCCCAACUAUUUGUGCACCGAGUUCCUAAACACUGCAAGGCUGACCAUUUCAUUUCCAUGUUCCAGAAUCAUACCAGCAUUGUUCCAGACGAAGUUGAUGAGAUUGACUUUAAUGGUGAUACUGGAAGGACCCAUGUCACCUUCAAGUCGUAUCAACAUGCCAACCUGGCCUUCAAUACACUGGAAGGCGCUUCCGAAGGGGACAAGUCUGGUAGGUUGCAAAAGAAGGUCUAUCUCAAGGGUGGUGGUUACGUACGUAUUCGAAAGAUGGUACACGAAAGAAGCAGCGAGACUCCGGACAAACAACGAUCGACACCAGAUGAUUCAUAG